UGUUGUUUUUGCUUGUAUUUUGUAGCUGUGGAUCAGUAUCCGGUGAUACCAGGGUGUCUGGUCCCGGAGUAAAGACACAUCAUGUACCAAUGAUCGUGUAUGGAUCCCUCAUGUAGUGAAGGCUGUUGUCGAUUAAGGAAUGGAGGUGGUGGACAGUCCUCUUAACCUCGCCCAUCAACAGUGCAGGAAAGCAGACCGCUUGCUGGCCGCAGGGAAAUUUGAAGAUGCCAUCUCCUGCCACAGAAAAGCUGCAGAACUUCUCAAGGAGGCCAUGACGCUCACAGAGUGUGAACAGGCUCGCUUGUCUCUGGAGCUUCAGAGGGACAGUCACGUAAAGCAGCAGAGGCUGAUCGAGGAGCGAUGGAAGCGAGCAAGAAGAGAGGACAAGCCCAGAACCCUCCAGCAUGUCCCCUCCUCAGACCAGCCCCUUCGCCGCCACCCCCAUCCAGGCGCAACGGCUCUAGACAUCUCCCAAGCAUCUGAACGUGAGUACGACACAUGGCUGUACCUCCUGAAGAACAAAGGCACCGCCCCAGAGCCCUGCCCGGGCAGUAAAGCACAGAAAGACGACAAAACUCGUCUGGAAGAGCAGCAGACCACCAUUAACGACCUGCGCAAACUGGUGGACCGUCUGGUGUCCGAGAACGAGCAUCUUAAACAGGAGAAUGAGAAUUUGCGGGCAGAGAACACGAGGCUGAAGAAGGAGCCCUACGUCGAUGCAGACUUCGUGGACAGAUCGGAGCUAUGGGUGCUUCCGCAGCCGGGUGAGGAGCGCAAGGCAAAGAACAUUCCCAUCCCCCAACUCCCCCCACUAGAGAUGCCCACUCAGGAAAUCCCUCUGGAAGACCUUCCCGGCCUGGAGCUUCCUGAAGACAUCAAGCAAGAGCUGCAGGAGUUGCUGGAUGGGGAGAAGCUGUGAUGGAUUGUUCUCAAAACAUGCACCAAAGGGAGACUUCGUAUGCCAUAACGUGCCAGUGAACACGCAUUAGAUGCAUUCGCCAAACUGAACGCGGCUUUUGGUGAAGCAGCUCAGCGGCAUAAAUGACGGUUUACACAGCCGCCUGCACGUUGGGUUCACUCCUCUUCUCAGUGGCGCCCUCUACGUACCGUAGCUAUUGGAUAUAAAGUAAAAACAAAGAAAACAACUUUUUGAAGUAAUUGUGCCUUUUUGAACAUUUCUUACAUGUUUUUGUUAUGAAUUUUGAAAAGGGAGACAAACAGACUCUCUGUGGGACACUACGUUAUCGUCUUUACGUACAGAUAGUAUCCACAUCUGACCUUUAUCUGCAGGUGAUUUUGCCUCUUUCAAAACCCCUCUUUGAACUAAAAAAAUCUAUUUCCCACACGCACACACACAAGGGGCAGUGAACACUGUGAACUACAUCCACACUGUGUGUGUGUGUGUGUGUGUGUGUAUGUGUUUUGUGCAGUACCCUAACUUGUUGAUUAGCACUAUUGAUGUUGAUUUGAGGUUUGUUGUGGAAAAGUUGAAAAUGCAGCUUCAGUUGUCUAUAUCAACACCACAGAUUUUGGGCAUAGAAGAAAGCCAAGAGCAAUUAGUUAUGCAUUGUGUUUCCGUACACAGAUAACCAGCUUGCAGCAGUACACACUUGUUUUGCCUUAUUGCAAAAGUAUAGAUUAAUAUGAAGCCUGGGCCUGAUGUCUUCACUACCAGAUUUUCACCCUGGAAAAUUCUUUACACAGUGGCUUUGUACAGUAGCAGCCGUGAACUAUAGAAUACUAUUUUAUUAUUUAUAUAGGGUAAGGGACUUUAAGAAUGAACAAACCAUUUCAUUUGAGAUGUGUCAAAGAGAGUAUAAAGUAUAAGCAAUAAUCAUGUUUAGUGCUACUGUAACACUUCACAGAAAUGGUUGUUUUUUCCUUUUUUAUUUGCUAUCUCUGCUGACUGUCUUUGAUGUUUUGUCCUAUAAAUUCUUGCUCAGCUCUGUCAUUCUGUCGCUGCACUUCAGCAAAAUCUUAGAUCCAAUGGCAACAUAACAUAAAUGGAGGUAUCCAUGAGCCUUCAUUCUUUUUCUAGAUCAGGACCUAUGUGGACCUCUCGACGAACUAAAAAAAUAUGUUGUUGGUGUUUUUUUCCAAGCUUAAUUUGUACUGUAAUUAGUCAUGAAAUGUUUGGAUCACAAUGUUAAUAUUUUCAGGUAACAUUGCACAAUCAUACCGUGUCUAACAAUAAACCAGGUUCAAUCCUCGUACUAAUCACAAGCGUACUAACAUGUGCCACACGCACCUGGGAAGAGAAAGCUUUUUAAUGUGACACAGAAGUCUUUUGAAUUAUGGGGUUUUGGGUCAUGAAGAGGGAACCAAGUUUGCAUUUUUGCUUUCUUGUUUUAUUAUUUUUUUAUUAUUAUUAUUAUUUCAAUGUUUAAUUACUUGUUUACCACAGUAAUCAGGGUGCAUCAGAUUUGUUUUCUUAAUUUUACAUUUUUUGUGUGACGUGAAAAUCAGCAGAAAUCAUGUGGCGAAAGGGUUUUGUUGCAUGAAUGACAGUUCUAGCUGUAAGUAUAUGAUUAAGAUAUUAAAAACAAGACUUUAUGUAUAAUUCUUUGUGAGUUUACUUGUUCUGACAAGCAUUAAAUAUUUUAACAAGUGGAGGCA
Molecule: messenger RNA, 2616 nt
Organism: Myxocyprinus asiaticus (Chinese sucker)
Lineage: Eukaryota; Metazoa; Chordata; Actinopteri; Cypriniformes; Catostomidae
Product: nuclear receptor-binding factor 2-like
Exons: 4
Coding region: 140-919 (259 amino acids)
Biological process (GO): autophagy
Source: RefSeq, a predicted model, not a curated record